AUGGCCAACGAGGCAGGGAUAUUGCACGUGGACAAGGAACAAGACUGCAAGAGAUUCUCCAUCGAACGGAAGGAGAACGAAACGCACUUCUCCUUCACUCGGGAGUUCGUCACAUGCGACGACGAGGACUACGAAAUCGAGGAUGGAACGACACACGUACUGUACGCCACGGGACCCGGUCCCCUGAUCAAGAUCGAGGGACUCGAUCUACACGACUACGAAUGGGGGAUGGCGAGGGUGCAGCUGUUGAAGCCCGGGAUCCCCAUCCCGCGCUUCCCGGAAGGGACCUUCCCCGUGGACGUGAGCGCCGAGAAGGUGGCCGUUCCGUCCGAGGAGACCACGUACUGGUGCCAUGUUUACAGGCUGCCGGAUCGCCAUGCCGGAUUCCUCCCCGAACAGUUCGAGCCCCGAAUCGAGAAGAAGAGCCGCGGCCUCGUGCACCACAUGGAAGUAUUCCACUGCGAGACCCGGGACCCCUCGGCGGCGAUCCCCCUCUACCGCGGCCACUGCCACGCCGACGACCGACCGAGGGAGGUGGACGUGUGCAAGCGGGUCCUGGCCGCCUGGGCCAUGGGGGCCUCUCCCUUCUGGUACCCGCAGGAAGCUGGCUUGCCGAUCGGGGGGGCGGACUUCAACCGAUACGUCAUGCUCGAGGUGCAUUACAAUAAUCCGGACAAGAUAUCGGGUAAGCCGAAAAAGUUGGUUUACAAAAAAAAGGAUGAGAUUGCUGAUGAUUGCCUUCGAUUGUCAGGGCACGUGGAUAGCUCUGGGAUCAGACUGCACGCGAGUUCCCGGCUGAGAAAGUACGACGCGGGAGUGUUGGAACUGGGAUUGGAAUACACGCCGAAGAUGGCGCUGCCUCCGCGCAUGGACACAUUCUACCUCUCGGGGUUCUGCAUCUCCGAAUGCACUGCGCUGGGUCUGCCGGAGGAGGGAAUCAUGAUUUUCGGCUCGCAGCUACAUUCACACUUGACGGGGAGGCGGAUCUGGACGAGGCACGUUCGAGAGGGGCGGGAACUUCCGGAACUCAACCGAGAUAACCACUAUUCGACGCAUUUCCAGGAGAUCCGGAUUCUGAAGGAGCCGGUUCACGUCCUACCCGGGGACGCGCUCGUCACGACCUGCCACGACAGCACGCUGGACCGGGAGAACGUCACCGUCGGAGGCUUCGCCAUCUCCGACGAGAUGUGCGUCAACUACGUCCACUACUACCCGAAGAUGAACCUGGAGGUCUGCAAGUCUUCCGUGGACUCGGAGGCGCUGGACAACUACUUCCGGUUCAUGGAACUAUGGGAGAACCAAGCGACGUCGCCGGAGAAAGACGUGACGGGGAACUACCACGCCAUCUCGUGGACCCCGCUCCGAGCGGACGGCCUCAAGUCCCUGUACGAAACGGCUCCGCUGUCCAUGCAAUGCAACCAGAGCAACGGCGACCGGUUCCCAGGCGCCUGGGAGGCCAUGCCCCAGACCCAGAUCCUCCACCCGCUUCCCCCGGCGGAGGAGGAGUGCCCCGAGGAGUAAGGCGG
This is a messenger RNA of Darwinula stevensoni, 1526 nucleotides long. The record is from the annotation of a GenBank genome assembly. Lineage: Eukaryota; Metazoa; Arthropoda; Ostracoda; Podocopida; Darwinulidae.